Molecule: messenger RNA, 237 nt
Organism: Parascedosporium putredinis
Lineage: Eukaryota; Fungi; Ascomycota; Sordariomycetes; Microascales; Microascaceae
Source: the annotation of a GenBank genome assembly
AUGGGUACGUGGAGAAGCGGCGGAAAACACGGCGAGCAUGGCGAGUAUGGCGAGUAUGGCGAGUAUGGCGAGUAUGGCGAGUAUGGCGAGGCUAGGGUGUCGAAAGGUACAGUACAUACCAUCUACGGGGAAGUCUUCAAACUCGUCAUCUUCACCAACGACCGCCGCGGGCUUCUGAGGCUCCUCGACCUUGGUCUCCUCGGCGGGUUUCGCAGCGGCAGGCUUAGCUUCGGCUGA